UUAAUUGACAUUUUCAAACAUCCGAGAGUCAAACAAGUUCUCAUAAAAUGGAGAUAUUCAAAUCUAAAACUGCCAAAGUAGUUACGUUCAUUGUUGUGUUACUGUUAAUUGCUGCAAUAGCUUUACCAAUUUAUAUAUCAACAUUGAAAAGAGACGAUGGUACCAAAAAAGCUGUUGGUGCAUCUAGCAAAGAAAGCGCAGGAAGUGCGGCUACAUCAACUGCGGUGCCGGUUACCCAUGGUGCGGUGCCGGUUACCCAUGGUGCGGUGCUGGUUACCCAUGGUGCGGUGCCGGUUACCCAUGGUGCGGUGCCAGUUACCCAUGGUGGAAAUUCUAAGAGCAAAAUCUCUACGGAAACACGUGUGUCCAUCAGUAAAAGAACAGCUAGCACGUCAACGACUACGAAGCCGGUGAUCAAUAGAGGAAAUCCUUACAUCAGCAAUGGAGCGCUAACAUUUUCAAAGAGGGGAUUUCACCUAAACGGUACCCGGUUUAGGAUAUUGAGCGGGGCAGUCCAUUAUUUUAGAACUGUUCCAGAUUACUGGAAAGACAGGCUCUCUAAAUUAAAAGCAUGUGGCUUAAACACCGUAGAAACGUACGUACCAUGGAAUCUACAUGAAGAAUACCCUGGGCAGUUUAACUUUGAAGGAAUUCUUGAUGUGAGGAAGUUUAUCAUGUUGGCUCAAGACCUUGGGCUGUAUGUUAUCUUCCGACCAGGACCUUAUAUAUGUUCAGAAUGGGACUUUGGAGGUCUUCCGGCGUGGUUGCUAAGCGACCCAGACAUGAAAGUAAGAAGUAACUAUAAGAAUUAUACUGAUGCCGUCGAAAGAUUCUUUAACAAAUUGUUGCCAAUGGUGGAAGACUUGCAGUACUCAAGAGGUGGACCAAUCAUUGCGUUUCAAAUCGAGAACGAAUUCGGAUCUUACAGCUCUGAAAUAGAACAUCUUAUAUUCCUUAAGAAUCUUUAUCUGCGACAUAAUUUAACAGAACUCUUCCUUACCUCUGAUAACGCAUGGGGCUAUAAGAACGACCCUUUCUACCAACAUGCCUUGCCAACAGCAAACUUCCAGAAAAUGUCUGAAGGGCAACAAGUGUUUGACCAGAUACGUAACUGGAGUUCUGACUUUCCUCUGAUGGUCACUGAAUUCUGGACUGGCUGGUUUGACCAUUGGGGAUCUGAACACGGAGGACUACCUUUAGAUAAAUAUGAAGAAAGUUUGUCGCAAAUUCUACAAAACAACGCAUCUGUGAAUUUUUACAUGUUCCACGGUGGGACGAACUUUGGUUUCAUGAAUGGUGCUAACAAAGAAGAAAAUAACUAUAAACCAGACGUAUCUAGUUACGAUUACGACGCAUUGCUGACAGAAAAGGGGGACAUCACUCCGAAGUACUUAAAAACUAGGGAAAUGUUACUAGAAAAGAUUUACAAACCACAAGGGAUAAAAUCGCUGCCAGAGCCGCCGAAAAAUAUUACUUCCAGCGCAUACGGUACGGUAUCCGUCGAUGGCUAUUUAUCUUUUGAAGAUCUGCUGAAGUCAAAAGGACAGGUAAAUAUAUCAUCGGACAAAGCUGUCCCAAUGGAAAUGUUAAAACUGAAAGGCGGCUAUGGACAAAACUAUGGGUAUAUUUUAUACAGGUGUACAAUACCCGGAAACUCUUCCGUUCUCUCGUUUGAAAACCAACCUGCAGACAGGGCCCAGAUAUAUAUCGACGGGUCCGAGGUAGCUGUGAUAGACUGGAAAUCAAACAACAAAACAGUAAAACUACAGGCAGAUGGUUCGAAGUCAGAACGACGGUUGGACAUUCUGGUAGAGAACAAUGGUAGAGUAAACUACGCCAAAGAAGAGACAGGAAUUCUUAACUCUGAACGAAAAGGUGUCAGUGGUAGUGUGAGCAUUGAUGGUAAAGCAAUCACAAACUUUACAAUAUUUCCUUUGGAGUUCAAAAACAAUACCGUAACUAGGGAUAAUUGGCAGGGAGUGCCAAAUGUUGACACCGUGCCAGGUUUGUUCAAGGCAACGCUGAACAUAACUCAAAAUGUCACGGAUACCUUCAUCUUUUUAAGGGGCUGGGGCAAAGGUAUUGUGUUUGUGAACGGUUUUAACCUGGGUAGAUACUGGAUAGUUGGACCACAACAGACCCUGUAUGUGCCGGCACCAGUGCUCAAACAAGGGGCAAAUCAGAUUGUGAUAUUUGAGCAUCAGAAGAUUGGUACAGACAUUGUGUUUACUGAUAAGCCCAUACUUGAUGUGAACAACCAAACACAAAUAACCAACUUGUAGAGACGCCAGGUAGUGGGAAAUUGUUAAAAGGUUAUUUAAAGACGGUGUCAAUGUGUAGAAAAUUGUCGAAAUAUUUUUGUGUGUGAACAGAUCUGCAGAGACAUUAAUAAAAUGAAGUUGCAGCGGUUGUGGUUUAAACUGAACUGUACAUAUGAGGAAAAACAUAAUAGGACAAAAUCUAUUUGAAAUUGUAUAAGGACUUUGUGAUGGAUUGACAUAGGGUCUUUCAAAGAACUUUAAUGAAAUAUAUUAAAAACUCUAUGCCACUUCCGUUAUCUUUAUAUCCUAGUUGUUUAACAAAUACAAAUAAAAGUAUGAUAAAAUUAGCAUAAAACAA
Molecule: messenger RNA, 2619 nt
Organism: Ruditapes philippinarum (Manila clam)
Lineage: Eukaryota; Metazoa; Mollusca; Bivalvia; Venerida; Veneridae
Product: beta-galactosidase-1-like protein 2
Exons: 18
Coding region: 48-2282 (744 amino acids)
Biological process (GO): carbohydrate metabolic process
Cellular component (GO): vacuole
Molecular function (GO): beta-galactosidase activity
Source: RefSeq, a predicted model, not a curated record